Messenger RNA from Papaver somniferum (opium poppy), 3712 nucleotides. RefSeq lists its product as uncharacterized. The record is from RefSeq and is a predicted model, not a curated record. NCBI's taxonomy places the organism in Eukaryota, Viridiplantae, Streptophyta, Magnoliopsida, Ranunculales, Papaveraceae. The coding region runs from base 75 to 3446 and encodes 1123 amino acids. The transcript has 5 exons.
UCUUCAACUUCUUUCUCUUUGAAAUCUCUCUAGAACUCUGAAGAAAAGCCUUUUUUCUUCUUCUUCUUUUCGUAAUGAAUUUUUUCUUUGAGGAUAGAGCGAUGGAUUUCCAUAGUCUAACAAGGAGACAGCUACAAUCUCUUUGUAAGAAGAAUAAGAUUCCAGCCAAUAUGACUAACGUCGCCAUGGCGGAUGCACUUUCUUCUCUAACGACAGUUGAGGGAAUUGAAGAUGUUGGAAAAUCUAUGCCAGAGACACCACUCACCACCAGGAAAACCACCACUGCAAGAAAACCAGUUAAACGUGAAACUGAUUUGGUCUCUAAUAGUGUUGCUAGACCUAAUCGUGCACCAUUAACAGGAAAGCCAUCUGGAUCGCAGAUUAUUAUACCCAGUACUCCAGCAACAAGAAGUUGUAGGAAAAAGGUAACUGGAGCUUUGGUUUCUCGCAGAAGUGUGUGCAAGAUUGAGGAAGAUAGUGAUGUGGGGGAGGAAGUUCCUGUGGUUGAUAAUGUGUAUAGUACGAGGCGAUCGACCAUAUUGCAGCAUAAAUCUGGAGUUAAAGUUUCUGUGUGUGACCAGAAGGUAGGAGGAGGAAGAAAUGACACUAUUAAAAUUGAAAUGUUGUCUGAAGAAGAAAAUGAUGGGGACACAAAAUCUGAAGUAACUAGUGAUGUUCAACAGGAAAAUGAUGUUGUUAAGAUUGAAAUGGUGUCCAUAGAAGAAGAUGAAUCAAAGGCUGAAGUUACUAGUGAUGUCCAACAGAACAACGAUGCUAAGAUUGAGAUGUUUAUUAAAGAGGAAAAUGAUGAGGAGAUCAAGUCACAGUCUGAAGUAACUAGUGAAAUUCAACAGACAAAUGAGGGAAUUAAGGUCGAGGUUUUGAAAGAAGAACAAGAUGUUGAUUCUGGAAACUUGUCUAAUACUUUGGACUUUGUUGAAUUGUUUGUGUUGGAGAAAUCUAGAGAUUUGGAAGAAUUUCCAGUUGAUUCAGAUGGUGAUCAAGAUGCUACUUCUGAAGGUUCUUCUUCUGCUCUGAUCAUGAGAGAGGUCUCUAGGGACAACAUUUCUGAGGCUCUUGAUGGAUGCAUUUCUGAAGUUUCUUCUGCUCCUAUGAUAUCUACAGAGGAAUCAAUGGACAUUGCUCUUCAUAAAUCUUCCCCAGUGGAGGAGGAAACUGAACAAUCUAAAUACCAAAAUGAGCAUCAAAGCAUGGUAAGUGAAGAUCAACCCAUGGAGAUCAAUGAGGUUGUAGACAGUAAGGGUGCUAAGGAUUUGGAGAAGUUCAUAGAUGAGAAUGAGCUUAGUGAUGUCAAAGUUAUUGAAGUUAUAUCUGAAAAUCUGGAAGACUUAAAUGUUGAUGAAGGAAACUGUAAGCUCACAUCUGAAGUUGAGCUUUACGAUGUCAAAGGCACUGAAGUUUGCACUUCUGAAGUUUCCUUUGCUCCUGUUGUAUCUGUAGAGGAGUCCAUGGACAUUGCUGAUGUUCUCAGUAAAGCUUCUCUAAUGGGUGAAAAUUUUAUAGACAAAAAUGAAGAUCAAAACAUAGAAAGUGAAAAUCAAUCCUUAGAAACUUAUGGAGUUGAAACUGGGGUCACUAGUGAUUUGGAAUUGAUGUGCACACACAAAGAUGAUAAUAGUGGCGUCAGGUUUACUGAAGUCGAAGCAAUAUAUACAGAUGGAUCUUCUACAAUGGUGGUGAAAACUGAAAAUUUGGGGAAUAGAAAUGAGGUUGUUGCUGGAGUUAAGGCCGCUCUUGGUUUGGAAUCGAAGUUCACAGAUGAAAAUGUGCCUAGUGAUGUAAAAUUCACUGAAGUUGAAGAUACACACAGCGACGUAUCUUCUCCAAUGGUGGAGAUAACUGAAAAUUUGGAAGACUCAAAUGUGGUGUUUGAAGUUAAUCCCACUUCUGAUUUGAAUUUGAAGUACGUAGACGAGGAAGAGCUUGGCGAUUUCAAGGUGACUAAAGUGGAUGCAUUCUAUGCUGACGAAUCUUCUCCAAUGAUGGAGAAAACUGAAAAUUUGGAAGACUCAAGUAUGGUUGCUGAAGUUAAGGCCGCUCCUGAUUUGGACUUGAAGUUUGUAGAUGAGGACGAGCUUAGUGAUGUCAAUGUCUCUGAUGUCGAAGCAAUCUAUGCCGAUGAAUCUUCUCCAAUGGUAGAGGAAACUGACAAAUUGGACACCUCAAAUGUGGUUGUUGAAUUUAAGGCCACUCCUGAUCUGGAAUUGAAGUUCGUAGAUGAGAAUGAGCUUAGUGAUGUCAAGGUUUCUGAAGUGGAAGCAACAUAUUCAGAUGAAUCUUCUCUAAUGGUGGAGAAAGCUGAAAAUUUGGAAGACUCAAAUGCAGUUGUUGAAACUACGGGCGCUGAUGAUUUAGAAUUGAAGUUCAUAGAUGAGGAUGAGCUUACUAAUGCCAAGCUCGCUGAAGCUCAAGCAAUCUAUGCUGAUGCAUCUUCCCCAAUGGUAGAAAAAACUGAAAAUUUGGAGAACCCAAAUGUCGAGGAAGGGAAGAGUAUGCGCAUAUAUGAGGCCUCUAAAGCUGAAGAAUUUGAAUCCUUGAAAGGCUCGAUGAAGGAAGUCAUGAGUAGUCUGGAAGAUAAAAAAUGUAAUAUAGAGGCUCAGCAAGAGGAUAUCCUUCUAGUUUUAACUGAGGUUGAAGCUGCCAUCAAUCAUGGAUCAGAAAUUCAGCUGGUGGGUUUGGAAAAAUCUGAUUCAAUUUCAGAUUAUCUUGAAAUGGCAGCUAUUCUUGAUGAUGAUUGGUUGUCUGACAAUGAAACAUCUUCUUAUGAGUCUGAAGAUGAUUUUGAUACCAAGGCACCUAAUCCUGAUACCAUGGAGGAGAUGGAGGAUACUGAGUUAGAUGCUGAAGAGGAGAUCUCAGCUGCUGCCGAGGAGAAUGAGGACUGUUCCAGGGUUGACAUUUCAAAUGCUGUUGAGGAGUACUCCAUCUCUCCAUCAGUCAAUAAUCCAACUGUGAACGAGACUGUAAUGUCUGUUACAACUCCUACCAAAACUAUUGCUUUAGAGAAUGUGGUACGAGGAACGACACCCUUGAAAUCAUCUACCAAGAAGAAUGCUGCUACUACUCCCAGAAGUUUUAUCAUUUUCAAUGAAAGCAAGGAGAUCAAUGAAAGCGGCAAACUCGGUGCAAGAAGUACUUCUAAGGUGGCAGAUAAAAUAGUACCUAUAGAGAAGGAGAACACAGGUGAAAGCACUGCUCAAAGAAAAUUGAAAGCUACAAGUGUAAGACAACUAAAAAAGAUGAUCAAACAACUCACUCUCAAGGACAAUAAGAAUACCAUUGUCGAGGAGCAGGUGCAUUUGGGGAAAAAGCCUGCACUACAAUACAAUAAAAAAACCACUAUCAAGGAACAGGUGAAGGUGGGUAAGAGGGCUGCACUACAACAAUUGAGCGAUAACUGUUUGGCGGAUGAGAAACAAAAGUGAAUUGUUCUUUACGUAGAACUGUUUGAUUGGGAUCUAUCAAUGAAAAAAAUAUGGGUGGGAAGUGAAUAUGUGAAGAGUUUUUUUUUUUUUUUUUUGGUUUAUGAGGUUCAUAUAUCUGUUGACCUCAUUUUUCAGCAGUGUUUUCUUUUUUCUGGAGUUGUCUGUUUGGCCUAGGACCAAUGUAGGAGUCGAUGAAUAAUUGAUUUAAGGUUUUACUUUUGCAAUUAUGUUGAAUCUUACCCAGUAAUGAAAAUAUAUGAAUGAAA